Molecule: messenger RNA, 773 nt
Organism: Sorex araneus (European shrew)
Lineage: Eukaryota; Metazoa; Chordata; Mammalia; Eulipotyphla; Soricidae
Product: ADP-ribose glycohydrolase OARD1-like
Exons: 1
Coding region: 1-459 (152 amino acids)
Biological process (GO): peptidyl-glutamate ADP-deribosylation
Source: RefSeq, a predicted model, not a curated record
AUGGUUGGAAACGUUAACGAAGACCCGGAGGGAAGCCGGAUCACUUAUGUGAAAGGAGAUCUUUUUGCAUGCCCCCCAACAGACUCUUUAGCCCACUGUAUCAGUGAGGAUUGUCGAAUGGGAGCUGGAAUUGCUGUUCUCUUCAAGAAGAAAUUUGGAGGGGUACAGGAUCUGAUAAGUCAACAAAAGAAAACCGGAGGAGUGGUUGUUCUGAAGAGAGAUGGGCGAUACAUCUAUUACUUGAUUACAAAGAAAAGGGCUUCACACAAGCCAACGUAUGAAAACCUACGGAAGAGUUUAGAAGCCAUGAAGUCUCAUUGUCUGCAAAAUGGAGUCACAGACCUCUGCAUGCCCAGGAUUGGAUGUGGUCUUGAUGGUCUUCAGUGGGAAAAUGUAUCUGUGAUGAUUGAGGAGGUAUUUGAGGCAACAGACAUCAGAAUUACUGUGUACGCACUUUGAACAGAUGAGCUUUUGGAUGUGUUCACAUUCUCUUGUAUUAUUGCUUCUGGGCUGUAGAACUGGGACAAACUGAUCUUAAAAUAGCCAGAGGAAAAAUUACAUUUCACAUGAAGUAGUCCAUGUCACACGCCAGACUUGGGAUAAUAAGUGGACUGGGACUCUGGAGGAGAGAUUCUUGAGAUAUCUUGCGCUGAGUUUUGGGUUAUUCUUGCAAAAAGGUAAGUAUGGAGUAGGUAGCCUUUAUUAGGUAGGAAAACUGUUGGGCCUAUGAUUUAUUUUGCUCCAGGAUAUAUUAUGUGAUUCCUCUGACUUGC